Elaeis guineensis (African oil palm) is the source of this 670-nucleotide messenger RNA. Lineage: Eukaryota; Viridiplantae; Streptophyta; Magnoliopsida; Arecales; Arecaceae. The record is from RefSeq and is a predicted model, not a curated record.
AUCAUUUGGGGCGGUGAGUGUGACCACCGAAAGGUCAAAAGAACGCUGUCUCCGCCGUUUCCUGUACCAACUCUUUUAUCUUUCUUCUUGUUGUGCCGACCCAACUCUCUGCUGCCCAGGCCUCAAUUUUGAUGGCAGCCAUUUGGAAAGGGCGAGUUCUCGCUGGCGGCUUGGGGAAACAUGUCGUCAACCACAUCUCCCGUCCAGCUCCACUCUCUUCUACUCCCUGCAGGAGCUUUGCACGCAUCCCCUCAUAUGACAAGAAUCUUGAGGACGAAGCAGUCAAUCCAAGUACAGUGCCAGACGACAUGAUCCAAACUACAUCCGACAAGUAUUGGUGUCCCGACCCUGUGACUGGGGUUUUUGUCCCUGUUGAGCCAAAGAGCAAUGGUGGUGGUAACAAUAAUACACACUUCACCUCGCCCUCCCCCAAGUCUGGCUCUUGGGUGCCAGAUCAGUCUGCUUGGUUUCGCCCCCUCGAGGAGGAUGACAAGCCCCCCUAUGCCUAAAUGGCUAGCAGGAUGUGGACUAAGUUCUCUUCAUGUGCAUGGUUUGUGUACAUCAAUAAUAGUACGAUAAUAGUGUCAAGCGUGCAAUAUUUAUGUCAGUGCAACUCCGAUCAUAUUUGUGCUUUAUAAAUACAAAUCUCUCCCUCUCUCUCUCUCUCUCU